CGUCGUCACUGUGGUGAGAUAUCGAUCGUGCUUUGAGGUUUCAGUGUGCGGGAGGGGGGGAAGGGGGAGAACAAAUUGGUUGGCUAAGCGGGCAACGGAGCGGGGUUCGGGGUUGGUUAGGGGAUGAGGAGGAGGUCCGUGGCCUGGAAAUGGUGAGAACGGGCCUUGGAAGCGAGUGGUGAGGGAUGAGUGAUGAGUGAGAGCGACGGUGCAGAGGGUGGGAAGGGCCUUUGGAAGUGGAGGUUGUGGAGUUUAGGGCUUGGCAAGGGAGGGGAGGACGAAGGAGACGCAAUGACUAUGGCGUCUGCGCCAGCGGUGCAACGGCUGUACGACGUGUGUAAGAAAGUGUUCACGUCGACUGGUGUGCCCUCGGAAGCGCAAGUUGCUAACGUGCGAGCCGUCCUAGAUAACAUAAAGCCGUCAGAUCUUGGGUUGGUUAAUGACGAGCAGCAGAAUGGAGGUGAUCGAUGCUUUACUGGUGACGGUAAAGGCAAUUGGCUCAGGCCAAGAUAUUCACUCCCAAUCAGCUAUCUUCACCUUUACGAGUGCGACCUAUUCUCUAUGGGCGUUUUUGUUCUUCCUACAUCAGCGAGUAUACCUCUUCACAACCAUCCAGGCAUGACCGUACUCAGUCGCCUGCUUUAUGGAAAAAUGCAUGUGAGGGCCUAUGACUGGGUGGAUCCUCAUGAUGAGAGGUUGAACAAAAACCCGAGAAUAGCACGACAAGCGAAAUUGGUAGUAGAUCACGUGCUAGGAGCAGAAUCAAAUGGAACAGAGCCACAACGAGCUUCUGCAACGGAGGUACUGUAUCCCACGUCGGGUGGUAACAUUCAUGCCUUCACUGCCCUUACGCCAUGUGCUGUGCUGGAUGUGCUAGCUCCACCAUAUUCACCGGCAACUGGCCGACAUUGCACAUACUACCGUGCCACUUCAAGUGAUGGAACGGUUGAAGGAUGCGAUCAAAUUGAGUGGCUGGAAGAAUUUCGCACACCUAAUGAUUUUGUGGUGCAACAGGGUGAUUAUCAGGGUCCCAGAAUUAUUCCAACCCCUAGCAGAGGCACUGCCGGAGUUGCUGUUCGAGUUGGCCAUCGUAAUGGCUUGCAUAAACUUGGGGAUCAAUUGAAGAUCAAGAAAUCAAGGAAAAGUCAAGACCACACAACUAGAAUCAGAGAUAUCAAAGCUGCCCUUCCAUUGCGGCGUAGGGUGUGUAGUGGGAGUGUGGAAUAAGAGUGCAGGCUUUAAAUUAGACUGUGGCUGCUUUCUUGAAGAGCACAGGCGACGAGUAGAUUUUUCUCCGAGCAUACCCUAAUGAGUUCACGGUCGGCUAAAUGCUCUUCUGAAGUGUCUGAUUCGUGCUCGGAAGUCCUCAGAAGUGCAAUAUUUAGUCCUUAAAAUGGCACAUAAUUGCUUCAAUUCUUGGAGAAACUUCCAUGUAAGUGAAAGUAAAAUUAGGUAUCGGGGGUUUUGUAAUUACAAGUGUGAAUAGCGUAUGCUGCGUUCAACCAGUCAUAGGAUCCGAAGGUCGAUUACAAUUCUACAAAUGUUAUCUUGUUGGAAAAAACAGCUGCGCUUGUAUCAGCUUUUGGGAA
This is a messenger RNA of Physcomitrium patens, 1589 nucleotides long. RefSeq names its product plant cysteine oxidase 4. Lineage: Eukaryota; Viridiplantae; Streptophyta; Bryopsida; Funariales; Funariaceae. The record is from RefSeq and is a predicted model, not a curated record. Gene Ontology annotation, molecular function: oxidoreductase activity, acting on single donors with incorporation of molecular oxygen, incorporation of two atoms of oxygen.